Pocillopora meandrina is the source of this 2049-nucleotide messenger RNA. The record is from the annotation of a GenBank genome assembly. NCBI's taxonomy places the organism in Eukaryota, Metazoa, Cnidaria, Anthozoa, Scleractinia, Pocilloporidae.
AUGUGGAAGCAAAACCUUUUCACAAUUUUCCUAUAUGGAGUCAUAAUUUUUAAUGCUGCAAUGGUAUUACUAAAACGUGAGCGAUGCAUCAGUUGUUUGUUAUACUUAGUGAGCUUGUUGACUUUUGAAUAUGGCGACUGUAAUAUUUAUCUCUUGGGAAAAACGCUUUUUAUCUUCAAAAAGAAAACUUUAUUCGUUCCUCAUUGGUGUCAGUGAAUGUAGAUUUGAGUUGAGAUAUAUUUGAUUUCAGUCUCUCAACAAUGAGAUUUAUCAAAAUCAAAACAUCAUCCGUACAAUUUUAACGUGGAAAAUUUAUUCAAUCGAUUACUUUGCUUUUUUUCCUACAAGUAAGAUUUUGAAUGGAUUGUAAAAAAGCAGGUUUCAUUGGAAUUUUUUUAGUGGUACUUAAGGAUUUUGUUUUACUUUCAUUUGCCUUCCAGAUAUUUACCACAGGCGCACUUCAUUGCUGCUCACAUGUGAAAAUUCAGACAGCAAUCUUGGCAUGUCUGCUGAACAGUGUCCUCUGAAAGCUCUAUCGAGUCACUGCACUCAAAGAGUAUUGGACGGUGUGAACAUGAGCCAAGGGCUUGUUCUUGGAAAGGAAAGAAAACAGAAAGGUAUUAGUGUUCGAUAGCCAUCUUAAUUUUACGAGGUAGAUUACGGUCUAAAAUGAAACUCAAACGGUUUAAUUUUGCAAUUGCUGAAAGAGUAUAUUUGUCAUGUUAGACACAGAAUAACCGAAGAGACAUUUAAAAGACAGUUUUAUUCACCGAUACACCGGUGUUUGUUUCUUCUACAGGAUAGCUAGAGCCUUGGAUGUUUCUUUCCGUUUAAGCCUGCGUGGAAAUUUCUUAUGUAACUGGGCAGGUGGAACGAUUUUCGGAAAUGUGAGGCGCGAUUUAUAACUUGUACAAUUGUGUUUUUAUUUGCGUUCUUCUGACUUUUGUCAAUUUUUCUCCAGUUUUCCUCACUCUUGGCAUUGUUGCAACGAAAGGCGAAGAGAGCAACCUGAUACAAGCUCUCUAUUCCUUGAAAAAGCAUAUCUCAAUAGAUGAGCAUGUCGACAUCGUGUUCGCUGUGGUUUCCGAAGGAGAUUCAAAAUCACUUCUCUUACAGCGCAUAAAAAGCGAAUUCGAACACGAAGUGAACAAAGGUCUCAUUCAGGUCUUACAUCCCACGGAUAAAUUUAAUGAGGCAGUCAACAUAGAACCCCUGGGAUGGGGUGAUUUGACAUUAACAGAGGAUUUUAAAAAGACUACAAUGGCCUUCAACAAAAGACUCUGUUUCCUUCUCGAGUACUGCUUUCGUUCGUCUAAACACUGCUUACUUUUGACCGAUCAAGCCCGUGCUUUGAAACCUUAUUUGUCAGUAAUCAAGGAAGUUGUAAACAGAAUUGAAGAGAAAAACCUUACACUUUACGCACAUGAUUUCGGAGAAAGGUCGCUGCCUUCCUUAGGGCGGCUUUAUUCGGAGGCUUUAGUUGGCGAUUUGGCUGAAUAUGCGGCUCUUUUCCCAGGGGGUCGUUUCCCUCAAUCAAUCAUAGAUGUCUUUGCAGCUCUGAAGGUUUCCAGUUCAUCAACAUCUCAGACAGGUGGUCAGUUCCUUUUUAAACUGGCUGCAGAGCCACGCGGUGCAAAACCAAGGGCUGAGUUUGACACAACUGUCGAGUGUGAGGAAGGUCAUGAAAUAGAGAAAGCUUUCAUUCAAGAAAGCUUUGCUUGGCUCCGGACACCGAAAAAGGAUGAUAAAGUUAUUGUGAAAUUCGGAAAACCUUUUGCAAUUUCGCGUGUGCUUGUAACCACUGGAAGUCCUUUUUACAGAGAUAUUAUGAUCAACAGCGAACUCCUCUUGUGCGCUAAUGAUAUGGAAACAAACACGUGCGAUGAAUCACAGUGUAAGGCAGUUGGGUCCUUCGCAGAUCCCAUUUUAGAUGUUAGAAACCUGGAAACUGUCGUGAGCUUUCCAGUAAAAUGCUUAAAAAUUUAUUUUACUGCGGACGCUAAGCAAUGGGUUAUGAUUCGAGAGAUUUCAGUUUGGCCAAGAGAAUAG